CCCUCUAUAGGGACGAUAUAUCGUCAGGGAAAAGUUAUUUCUCAAAAAAGGUUGAAUUGUAUGUGAAUUGAGCACAGUUAAAAAUCGUUAUGCUCACUUAUCGAUAGCCGUGAAUAUAUUUUGAUGACGCAUUAUGCAAACUACAUUAUUAUUAUAAUAAUUGAUGUACUCCCUCUUUUGAUACCAAGAAAGACAUGAUCAGUCGAGCGAUGACAACACGAUGCAACGUACCGACUGGCGUCGUGAACGAAAACAAAAUAUGUCUUCGUACUCGAGCGAGCUGUCACGCUCGCAGGAAUAUUUGAGUUUUCGCAGCUCCGUACCGCUCAGAAAAAUUGUUGUUGACGCCGACGGCACAAAGGGAUGGAAGGUAUACGAUUCUAAUCCAAAAACUAUCAAAUGUCCACUUAUAUGUCUUCCGCCUGUCUGUGGUACUGCUGAUAUUUUUUUUAGACAAAUAUUAGGUCUUGCUGCCAAAGGUUACAGAGUUAUCUCGGCUGAGGCACCAGUAUAUUGGAGUAUAAAGGAAUGGUGUGACGGAUUCAGAAAGCUGUUAGAUUAUCUAGAACUUGAUAAAGUCCAUCUUUUUGGCGCUUCCCUAGGUGGUUUUUUGGCACAAAAAUUUACAGAGAUAAAUGCACACUGUCCUCGAGUAGUAUCUCUGGUUUUGUGUAAUACCUUCACAGAUACAUCUGUAUUUAGUUAUAAUGAUUCCGCAGCAGUUUUUUGGAUUUUACCUUCAUUGGUAUUGAAGAAAAUGGUAAUGGGAAAUUUUGCAACGGAGAAAGUCGAUGGAGAGAUUGUAGAAGCAAUUGAUUUUAUGGUGGAACGGCUAGAGAGCUUAACGCAACCCGAAUUAGCGUCUCGUUUAACAAUGAAUUGCAUAAAUUGUUAUGUACAACCUCAAAAGUUAUGUCAAUUACCUGUAACAGUAAUAGACGUUUUUGACGAAUAUGCGUUAUCAAAUACAGUUAGAGAAGAAGUGUAUAAAUGCUAUCCAAAUGCAAAACUAGCACAUUUGAAAAGUGGUGGAAAUUUUCCAUAUCUAAGCCGAUCCGCUGAAGUUAAUUUACAUUUACAGAUUCACUUAAGACAAUUUGAAGGUACGGAAUAUACGGCUUUAGAAAAUGUUACGAUUUAGCGCGAUGCAUUUGCGUUAGGAAAAAUGUAAUAAAAUCUAAAAAUUGUAUAUAAAUAUUAAUUAAACAGAAAUUCUCCUUUGCUCAUAUGCGGAUAUUAAGACUGUAGAUAAUCUCUAUGCCUUUUGUAUCAAG
Mycetomoellerius zeteki is the source of this 1274-nucleotide messenger RNA. Its product is annotated as maspardin. The transcript is spliced from 8 exons. The coding region runs from base 221 to 1141 and encodes 306 amino acids. The record is from RefSeq and is a predicted model, not a curated record. NCBI's taxonomy places the organism in Eukaryota, Metazoa, Arthropoda, Insecta, Hymenoptera, Formicidae.